Molecule: messenger RNA, 648 nt
Organism: Aquila chrysaetos chrysaetos
Lineage: Eukaryota; Metazoa; Chordata; Aves; Accipitriformes; Accipitridae
Product: translation initiation factor IF-2-like
Exons: 2
Coding region: 240-572 (110 amino acids)
Source: RefSeq, a predicted model, not a curated record
GCAGUAGCGCACCGCGGCGCUGCCUGCGGUAUUUCUUGAGCAUUUCAAAUGGGUCAGAACUACUGGCGGCGGGGCCCUAGCGGGGGGAGACAGAGAGAGACCCGCUGGGUGUCCCCUUUCCCGGAGGAGACCGCCUCCGUUCGCCGUGGGCCCCGCCGCCCGGCUGGGCUCCCCGCGGGGGAAGGGGCCCGAGCGCCGGGGACAGCCCCCGCGCCCCGCCCCGCCCCCGCCGCUACGUCAUGGAAUUCCAGGGCGCUUCCGCCAAUAGCGGCGGCGAGCCAGCCGGGCGGGCGCUGGAGCGGGGCGCGUCUGGCUGCCAGCCGCGUCCGUCAGCGGGGCGGGGCGGGGCGCAGCCCCCUCCCCUCCCCCCGGUUCGCCGCAGGUCACCUCGGGGCUCGGUCCCGCCGGGGGAGCCGGGGAAGGCCGCGGCCGGUGAGCGCGGCGGGGACGGCUCCUCGCUGCGGGAGAAUGGACGUGGGGAGUCGCCGGGGAGCGGCGAGAGCGGGGUUGCUCCCUCCUGGCGUCCGAGCGCGUUCGGAGCUAGAGCUGACAGGGCUGCAUUUCAAACUUGAAAGAGUUUGACAGCACCGAUACAGGCAACGAGACUCCUCUUCCUUCCCAAACCUCCGAUUUUCCUUGUGAACCAUU